Molecule: messenger RNA, 3257 nt
Organism: Dissoconium aciculare CBS 342.82
Lineage: Eukaryota; Fungi; Ascomycota; Dothideomycetes; Mycosphaerellales; Dissoconiaceae
Exons: 1
Coding region: 358-2802 (814 amino acids)
Biological process (GO): DNA replication; DNA replication initiation
Cellular component (GO): nucleus; replication fork protection complex
Molecular function (GO): single-stranded DNA binding; DNA replication origin binding
Source: RefSeq, a predicted model, not a curated record
GCGCCGCAAACGCGUCGGACAAAGUUCGUCAUCCAGACUUCCAAAGCUUCUAGCUGCAUGCGUGUCUGGCUGAAUGGGGUCGUGGUUUCAGGUACGACGGUAACAAUCCUACCGGGUGAGACCUGAAUCCUUUUCCGACAAUAACAAUACAACGUUGUCUCCUCGACUGUCACAGCAACAAGCCACAUGAUCCAGGGCGUUCGCCUGCAUCUACUGUCUCAUCUGAGAUGAUCGCCAACUGAGGGCGCCCAGUCUCUCCUGGAGGUGCAUUGUGAAGACCAUGCUGCGACCGCGUUAUCCAACCAUUUCCAGGGCCUCACGAACGCAUCACAUUCUGCGGAGCGCAUAGCGGCAGACAUGGUCGUCAUCCGCGAAUCACCUCGUGCGAAACGAUCUCCCGAUAAAAAUGACGCCGAGUGGCCGCCGAGAUCGCCGUUCCAGGCUCUACUGUCAUCACCAAGCGGACGCAAGAGAUGGCAGGAGCACCAAAGUCGAGCUGGCGCCCGCUCGCCGUCACCAUCCCCGAUGCGAAAACAGACAUCGUCUUCGCAGACGCUACAACGCAUGCUAGAUGAUGCGACUGGGGGUGCGAGUGAAGAGGAGGAAGCCGACGAGGAAGAUGAAGAAGACGAGGAGACUUUGCAAUUACGUCUGCAGCAGAUAGAGACCCGCCUCAAAUUGAAGAAACUGCAGCAAAAGACGCAGAAGGAUACAUUGUCGAGACAGAAGCGUACGGACUCACCUCGCAAAUUACUACCGCCUCGGUCUGCGCCCCCAGAGACAGAACGAGUGGAGGUGCCGCUCUCGCCGGUCCGCAAGGUGGGGCCGCUCAUCGAGCAAGUAUCACCAGCGCGACGGCGCCUGGGCUUGGACGCUCCAUUCAGAGAGCAAGAGAUCUCGUUGAAGCGUGCGCGACCGGUCCCAGCAUCUCUCCGUCGCUCAACAGCCGAGGUGAAUGUGCCCAGGCCAAAGAGCUUUAGCGAACGUCUCCUGGAAAGCAAAGAAAAGGAACUUCAACAAGAGGCUCGCAAGGAGCAUUUGGAGGAAUUGCGGAGCUCGGCAUUCGGAGUAUCGCGAUCCCGCACACCCACUGCAGAAGAACAGUCCGCGCAAAAGACGAGUAGAACUCAAGAAAACGGUCGCGGUACGAUCACAUCAAGAAUUGGUUCUGUACGCCAGGCAAGGGCAACCAAGGAGGUCCCUCAUUCGUCUUCAAACUCCUCCACAGCCAAAGCUCCAAGCGAAAAUGAAACUUCGGACGCCGCGUACGAUCCCUUCUCUAAGAUACACCUCAGCAAACGGCUCAUUGCACAUUCGGAUGUCGCUCGUGAAAUGUCAGACAAGGAAAUUUACACUCUUCCUCGGCUCCUGAAAGAGGUCAAAUCGCCGGAUUACGAAGCACCGGACUGCGAAUCAGAUUAUGUCGUGUUCGCCGUGCUCUCGUCAAAAUCGGAUCCGUUUGACGUUGCUCAGACUCACAAACAGACCGAUAGUCGGUCCAACGAUAGUACAGAGGCGCCUCGUAACAAGUUCAUGGUUCUACAUCUGACAGAUCUCAAAUGGGAAAUGGAUCUAUUCCUGUUCGGUACAGCGUUCAACCAAUUUUGGAAAUUGACUCCAGGCACUCUCUUGGCAAUCUUGAACCCGGCAAUCAUGCCUCCGAGAGGUAACCAGCAUACCGGCCGCUUCUCUCUCAAGCUGGGGAGCUCGGACGAUGCCGUCAUGGAGAUCGGAAAGGCACGCGAUCUUGGGUACUGCUCAAGUAUCAAGAAGAACGGGCAGCAAUGCGGUGACUGGAUCGACAAGCGCAAAACAACCGUGUGCGAAUUUCACAUCAACCUACAAGUUGCCAAAAGCCGGAAAGAUCGCAUGGAGGUCAAUUCCAUGUUUCGUGGCACAGCAGACUCACCCGAUGGUAGGAAACGAGUCCUUUCUAAGAAGGCGCCCGCGCCAGGUGCGAAGAAGUUCCAUCACGGAGAUUAUGGGACACUCUACUCUGUUUCCGCCGACAUGGGUCGCAGUGCUGCAACUCUUCUCGAUGCCGACGACACUGAUGCUCUACACAGCAUGACUCGGGAAGAGGCUUCACGGAAACGUAUUGCUGCAGCACAAAAGGAGCGCGACCUAGCCCGUCAACUUGUGGAAAUGGGACGAGGUGCAGGGGCCGAGUACUUACGUGCCAGUCAUCCUUCAAUCGCCGAUGCACUCGAUCGCAACGACGCUGCGGCUCAAGCUCGAUCGGCACUUUUCGACAAACCCACCAUAGCAUCCUUGGGACUCGGUGCGAAGAACGCCCACGAAGCACGCCUCUCCCCUGCCAAAGACCGCAAGAGGCAUUUCGGUCUAGGAGAGAUGACCACCGCCACCGCACGUAAACGCGAUCUGCCCAUGGGAUGGGGCGGUGCUAAGCAAGCGGGUCUCGCCCUCGUGUCACGAAAGUCACACGAUCAGAACCCAUCGGCAUCUACAUUACCACGGGAGAGAGGCCAGACUCUCAUCUCUCAACCACAACAACAGCAAGAGGCAGACACGGCAAAUACGUCCUUCUCAUCUGCCUCCCACUCGGCAGAAUCUUCCUCACAUGCCGCGAGGGCGGGACAAGUGCGACCACGCUCUCAGGGAAGUAGUAUUCGCAGUGGAGGAAGCACCAGUCCGGUCAAGAAGAGAGCACGGUUUGCCUUAUCGAAGGGCAUUCGGGAACCCGGGAGAGAGAGUUUACCAGGCGAUGCCCGCACUGCUGUGGAGGAUGUUUUCCUUUUUCAUGAUGACGAUGACGACGACGAUGAUUUGGAGAUUGUAUAGUAACGUAAGGGAGGGGCGCUGUUCUACUUUUUUAUUCUCUACAGGAUAGGCAUGGGUUGGGUCAAAUCACCAACCUCCAUAAACGGACUUGUCUAACAAUUAGAAUCCCAAUGACGUCUGUCAAGGCACCAAAAAUAGUCGCUUUAGCUCACUUGGGAGAGCGCCAGACUGAAGUUCACUUCGGUCUCACAGCAUUCUGUGCGGUAUCUGGAGGUACUGUGUUCGAUCCACAGAAGCGACAUUUGUUUUGCAAAUCGAGAGGUGCCUUGGAAGCUCGAAUUUGAUUGUGGGCUUUCAUUUUGGCAGGCGUUCGGCGGCGUCAGGCUGUACGGUUGAAAUUUUGUCCCUGGCUUGGCUUUCUCCUUCAUCAUUGAGCAACAUUUCGGAUUGAGCACGAUGAAACUGGCGAGCACGAUGAUAAUGAGAGGGACGUUGUAAAAUUCGAAAUGAGUCGC